Messenger RNA from Alexandromys fortis (reed vole), 1503 nucleotides. It is a transcript of the gene Arid3c, whose product is annotated as AT-rich interaction domain 3C. The transcript is spliced from 7 exons. Gene Ontology annotation, molecular function: DNA binding. Gene Ontology annotation, cellular component: nucleus. Bases 1 to 1230 code for a protein of 409 amino acids. Gene Ontology annotation, biological process: regulation of transcription by RNA polymerase II. NCBI's taxonomy places the organism in Eukaryota, Metazoa, Chordata, Mammalia, Rodentia, Cricetidae. The record is from RefSeq and is a predicted model, not a curated record.
AUGGAGGCCCUGCAGAGGCAGCAGGCAGCUCGGCUGGCCCAAGGGGUGGGGCCUUUGGCCCCUCCACGCCUACCGCUUCCACAGCCUCCCCUGCUUAGCGCCCGGACCCUACAGGCUGAGGGGGCUUUAGGGGUGGUUAGGGCUGACGAAGAGGAGGAUGCUGAAGAAGAUGAGGAGGGAGAGGCACCCUUAGCAGAAGAGGAGGCAGCGGAGGAGAGCCAUCCAGAAGCCCGGUGUCCCAACUCACCUUCCAACCAGCCCCCUGGACUCCAACCACAUGAGUGGACCUAUGAGGAACAGUUCAAGCAGCUGUAUGAACUCGAUGCGGACCCCAAGAGGAAGGAAUUUCUGGAUGACCUGUUUAGCUUCAUGCAGAAGAGAGGGACGCCAGUGAACCGGGUGCCCAUCAUGGCCAAACAGGUGUUGGACCUGUACGCGUUGUUUCGCCUAGUGACAGCCAAGGGUGGCCUGGUAGAAGUCAUCAACAGAAAAGUGUGGAGAGAGGUCACACGCGGCCUCAGUUUGCCAACCACCAUCACCUCUGCCGCCUUCACGCUACGCACCCAGUACAUGAAGUAUUUGUACCCAUAUGAGUGCGAGACACGGGCACUCAGUUCCCCAGGGGAGCUCCAGGCUGCCAUAGACAGCAAUCGCCGUGAGGGCCGUCGCCAGGCUUACACCGCGGUCCCGCUCUUCAGCUUAGCAGGACAGACACCUCGGGGAGCUCCUGGCCCCGCCUCGGGUCAUGGCCCCGCCCCGGCCGCGAUCCCGAGCUGCCCCGGUCCUGCCAAGGGUUCUGCUACAGGCUUGCCUGCCCACGCGUGCGCUAAACUGAGCCCGAGCCCUGUAAAGAAAGAAGAAACUGGGAUUCCACCCCCUCGUCCGGCACUACCUGUGGGCUUGGCCUUCGAGGCUGCACGGGAGAAGCUGGCCCCAGAAGAGCCUCCAGAGAAGAAGGCUGUGCUGAUGGGCUCCGUGGACCCACCUCGACUGGGGGCACCCCCCAGUUUUCUGCCUCGUGGCAAAGUUCCUCUAAGGGAAGAGCGAUUGGAUGGACCCCUCAAUCUGGCAGGCAGCGGCAUCAGCAGUAUCAACAUGGCGCUAGAGAUCAAUGGGGUGGUCUACACUGGUAUCCUCUUUGCUCGCCGCCAGCCUGUGCCAGCUUCCUUGGGGCCAACCAAUCCUGCACCUCCACCCUCCACAGGGCCCCCUUCCAGCACCUUGCCCUGAAAGCAGCUACUGAGAGCUAAGAGUCCCAGUAUCACUGCAAGGGAGAGAAGGUACUCUCCCACCUUGAUUCUUUCAGGCUAUGGUGCCCACUCUGGGAUCCAGUCCUGGGAGAUGACAGCAUGCCACCUCCACUCCAAAGGGAUGUCUUAUUAUUGUUCCAUCUACCUCAUUGUAAAAGGACGACACCACCCCCUAGCUGAUUGCAGCAGCAUCUACCAAAGAGUUCUUCCCCCAGUAAUCCCUCUCUCCUCAUGUGAGCCCUAUCCAUCUAUG